GGUCAGCGCAGGCAAGCGGAGCUUGGGGCUCCGGGAACAGACGGGAAGACGACGGGACAGAAAAUCUGCGCCCCCGAACAAACAGUGAAAAUACAGCACACCCGCACCAGACACCACAGCCAGAGCGACACAUAAGCCCGCGGACUGGAGCGAGGGCGUGGUCGCAGGUUAGUUUUAGGGAGUUUUCGGGGUGUUCCUUCAUAUUUUUUCCCCGUGUUUGUCACAGAGGGAGGAGGUGGAACGCACCGCCGCCAUCUUUGGGACCUGCCUGUGACUGAAAAGCGAGCUUCUGGGCCACGGCUGGCCUUGGGGAAGAGUUUCGUACCGUUCAGCGACGACGGUUCGAUCUGACAGCAUUAAACACCACGGCAACGUCGCAAAAUCUUCCGGGGAGCAGGGGGGAUAGACAGAAACGAGAGUAAAAAGGCGAAUCUCGGCUCCACUCUCUUCCUCCCCCCGAACUGGCUGAGCCCUAGCUACUCCUUGGAUACGGUAUUCGCUCCUGUUCCUUUUAAACCUGGCCUGUCGGACGGGUGCCCAUGCGUACAAGGCCACCUUCCUGCAGAUGAGCCAUCGGCGGGGGCUGUCGCAGCGCAGUCGCAGGCCCAGAUAGUCCCCGGCGACCGCGGCGGCGCCCCCCCCCCCUUCCUCCUCCUCCCCCCCUCCCAUCAUGCCCUCCACCAGCCGGGCGGGGAGCCUGAAGGACCCCGAGAUCGCCGAGCUCUUCUUCAAGGAGGACCCCGAGAAGCUCUUCUCCGACCUGCGCGAGAUCGGACAUGGCAGCUUCGGGGCCGUGUACUUCGCACGGGACGUGCGAACCACCGAAGUGGUGGCCAUUAAGAAGAUGUCCUACAGCGGGAAACAGUCCAACGAGAAAUGGCAGGACAUAAUCAAAGAAGUGAAGUUCCUGCAGAGAAUACAGCACCCCAACAGCAUAGAGUACAAAGGAUGCUACUUACGCGAACACACAGCCUGGCUGGUCAUGGAGUACUGUCUGGGUUCUGCCUCUGACCUGCUGGAAGUUCAUAAAAAGCCCCUCCAGGAAAUGGAAAUAGCAGCGAUUACCCACGGUGCAUUGCAGGGAUUAGCCUACCUUCAUUCCCACAACAUGAUUCACAGAGAUAUCAAAGCUGGGAAUAUCCUGUUGACGGAGCCCGGACAGGUGAAGCUGGCGGAUUUUGGCUCCGCCUCCAUCGCCUCUCCAGCCAACUCCUUUGUGGGGACGCCAUAUUGGAUGGCCCCAGAGGUGAUCCUGGCUAUGGAUGAGGGUCAGUACGAUGGCAAGGUGGAUGUCUGGUCUCUGGGAAUUACCUGCAUUGAAUUAGCGGAGAGGAAGCCUCCACUGUUCAAUAUGAAUGCGAUGAGUGCCUUAUACCAUAUAGCGCAGAAUGAGAGCCCCACUUUGCAGUCAAGUGAAUGGACGGACUACUUUAGGAACUUUGUCGAUUCUUGCCUUCAGAAACUCCCCCAGGACAGGCCGGACUCAGAGGACCUGCUGAAGCAUGCCUUUGUCCAGCGGGAGCGGCCUGAGUCAGUGUUGGUGGACCUGAUCUUGCGGACGAAGGAUGCGGUGCGCGAGCUGGACAACCUGCAGUACCGCAAGAUGAAGAAGAUUCUGUUCCAGGAGGCGCACAACGGGCCUGCCGCUGAGGCCCCCGACGGAGACGAGGAGCCGGAGCACAGCGCGGGCCGCACAGGCACAGUGAGCAGCGUGGGCAGCAACCAGUCCAUCCCCAGCAUGUCCAUCAGCGCCAGCUCCCAGAGCAGCUCCGUCAACAGCCUGCCCGACGCCGCCGACGACAAGAGCGAGCUGGACAUGAUGGAGGGCGACCACACCGUCAUGUCCAACAGCUCCGUCAUUCAUCUCAAGCCUGAGGAGGAGGAGAGUUACCAGGACGACCCUGACCCCCGCAGCAGACCCUCAGAGCCUCAGUCUCCACCAGCACAGACGCCCCGGCAGAAACCCCACUACCGCAACCGAGAGCACUUUGCCACCAUCCGCACAGCUUCACUGGUGACGCGUCAGAUGCAGGAGCAUGAGCAGGACUCGGAGCUGCGGGAGCAGAUGUCCGGCUACAAGCGCAUGCGGCGGCAGCACCAGAAGCACCUGAUGGCCCUGGAGAACAAGCUGAAGGCCGAGAUGGAUGAGCACCGGCUGCGUCUGGACAAGGAGCUGGAGACCCAGAGGAACAGCUUCGCCGCCGAGAUGGAGAAGCUGGUCAAGAAACACCAGGCCACCAUGGAGAAAGAUGCGAAGACCUUCGCCAACGAUGAGAAGAAGUUCCAGCAGCACAUCCAGGUUCAGCAGAAGAAGGAGCUCAGCAGCUUCCUGGAGUCGCAGAAACGAGAGUACAAACUGCGCAAGGAGCAGCUCAAAGAGGAGCUGAACGAGAACCAGUCGACGCCGAAGAAGGAGAAGCAGGAGUGGCUGUCGAAGCAGAAGGAGAACUUCCAGCACUUCCAGGCGGAGGAGGAGGCCAACCUGCUGCGCAGACAGCGGCAGUACCUGGAGCUGGAGUGCCGGCGCUUCAAGAGGCGCAUCCUCAUCGCCCGGCACAACGUGGAGCAGGACCUGGUGCGCGAGGAGCUGAACAAGCGGCAGACGCAGAAGGACCUGGAGCACGCCAUGCUGCUGCGGCACCACGAAUCCAUGCAGGAGCUGGAGUUCCGGCAGCUCAGCACCAUCCAGAAGAUGCGGGCGGAGCUGAUCCGCCUGCAGCACCAGACCGAGCUCACCAACCAGCUGGAGUACAACAAGAGACGGGAGAGGGAGCUGAGGCGUAAGCACGUCAUGGAGGUGCGGCAGCAGCCCAAGAGCCUCAAGUCCAAAGAGCUGCAGAUCAAGAAGCAGUUCCAGGACACGUGCAAGAUCCAGACCCGCCAGUACAAGGCUCUGCGGAACCACCUGCUGGAGACCACCCCGAAGUCGGACCACAAGGCGGUUCUGAAGAGGCUGAAGGAGGAGCAGACCCGCAAGCUGGCCAUCCUGGCCGAGCAGUAUGACCACUCCAUCAACGAGAUGCUCUCCACACAGGCUCUGCGCCUGGAUGAGGCCCAGGAGGCGGAGUGUCAGGUUCUGAAGAUGCAGCUGCAGCAGGAGCUGGAGCUGCUCAAUGCCUACCAGAGCAAGAUAAAGAUGCAGACGGACGCGCAGCACGACCGCGAGCGGAGGGAGCUGGAGCAGAGGGUGUCCCUGCGGAGGGCCCUGCUCGAGCAGAAGAUCGAGGAGGAGAUGCUGGCCCUGCAGAACGAGCGCUCGGAGCGCAUCCGCAGCCUUCUGGAGAGGCAGGCCCGGGAGAUCGAGGCCUUCGACUCGGAGAGCAUGCGUCUGGGCUUCAGCAACAUGGUGCUGUCCAACCUCUCCUCCGAAGCCUUCAGCCACAGCUUCCCCGGGGCCCCCGGGAGCUGGGCCCACCACCAGUCGCACCACCACUCCGGCAGCACCCAGGGGCCGCACUGGGGGGGCGGGGGCGGAGGCGGAGGAGGAGGGGGAGGGGGGGUCGGCGGCGGCGGCCAUCACCACCACCACCCCAGUCAGGGAGGGGGGCCGUCGCAGCAGGCCUGGGGCCACGGCAUGCAGGGCGGGGGCCCGCAGCCCUGGGGCCACCCCUCCGCGGGGCCCGUGGGGGCUGUGCCGAGGCCGGGGGGGGGCGUGGGGGUGCGGAACAGUCCUCAGGCGCUCAGGAGGACGGCCUCAGGGGGGCGCGGUGAGCAGGGGAUGAGCAGGAGCACUAGCAUCGCCUCGCAGAUAUCCAACGGCUCGCACCUGUCCUACACAUAAGAGUCCUGCAGCUCCGGAGCAGGGUAGGGGGCCACAGGAGUCGGGGUGGACGGGGGGGGGGGCGACAGCGACGGGCUGAGCCCUCACUCUCCCACCCCCCACACACCUCUCUCUCUCUCUCUCUCUCUCUCUUUCUCUCUUUCCUCUUCUUCCUCUCCAACCCCUUCCCCCAUCACCCCGUAUACUCAUACACAGGGCUGUGUGUGUGUGUGACAAUAACAAGCGUCCCAGUGCAAUGUCUCCUCACACAGCAUUGUAUACAAGCACAUACAGAGUCACUGUGUAUCCCUGAACACACACACACACACACACACACA
Messenger RNA from Megalops cyprinoides (Indo-Pacific tarpon), 4098 nucleotides. Its product is annotated as serine/threonine-protein kinase TAO1. The record is from RefSeq and is a predicted model, not a curated record. NCBI's taxonomy places the organism in Eukaryota, Metazoa, Chordata, Actinopteri, Elopiformes, Megalopidae. The coding region runs from base 671 to 3781 and encodes 1036 amino acids. Gene Ontology annotation, molecular function: protein kinase activity; ATP binding. The transcript has 20 exons. Gene Ontology annotation, biological process: protein phosphorylation; execution phase of apoptosis.